AGAAUCCUUACAAGUGUUCACUGUGACAAGAGAUUCAUUGAUUCGGCAAAUCUAAAAAAACACGAGAGGAUCCACACUGGAGAGAAACCUUAUAAGUGUGCACACUGUGAAAAGAGAUUCAGUGAUUCAUCAAGUCUGAAAACACAUAAGAUGAUUCACACUGGAGACAAACCUUAUAAGUGUUCACACUGUAACCAGAAAUUUAAUCAGUUGCCAAGUCUGAAAACACAUGAGAGGAUCCACACUGGAGCGAAACCUUAUAAGUGUUCACACUGUGAAAAGAGAUUCAGUGAUUCAUCAACUCUGAAAAAACAUAAGAUGAUCCACACUGGAGAGAAACCUUAUAAGUGUGCACACUGUGAAAAGAGAUUCAGUGAUUCAUCAACUCUGAAAAAACAUAAGAUGAUCCACACUGGAGAGAAACCUUAUAAGUGUUCACACUGUGACCAGAGAUUUAAUCAGUUGCCAAGUCUGAAAAUACAUGAGAGGAUCCACACUGGAGAGAAACCUUAUAAGUGUUCACACUGUGACAAGAGAUUCAGGAAUUCAUCAAAUCUGAAAACACAUGAGAGGAUUCAUACUGGAGAGAAACCUUAUAAGUGUUCACACUGUGACAAGAGAUUCAGUCAUUCAACAAGUCUGAAAACACGAAGGAUCCACACUGGAGAGUAACCUUAUAAGUGUGCACACUGUGAAAAGAGAUUCAGUGAUUCAUCAAGUCUGAAAACACAUAAGAUGAUUCACACUGGAGACAAACCUUAUAAGUGUUCACACUGUAACCAGAAAUUUAAUCAGUUGCCAAGUCUGAAAACACAUGAGAGGAUCCACACUGGAGAGUAACCUUGUAAGUGUGCACACUGUGAAAAGGGAUGCAGUGAUUCAUCAAAUUUGAAAACACAUGAGAGGAUUCACACUGGAGAAAACCGUCAUCACUGCACUGUA
This is a messenger RNA of Cyprinus carpio (common carp), 942 nucleotides long. RefSeq names its product zinc finger protein 492-like. The record is from RefSeq and is a predicted model, not a curated record. Lineage: Eukaryota; Metazoa; Chordata; Actinopteri; Cypriniformes; Cyprinidae.